Carassius gibelio (silver crucian carp) is the source of this 2055-nucleotide messenger RNA. Its product is annotated as terminal nucleotidyltransferase 5A. NCBI's taxonomy places the organism in Eukaryota, Metazoa, Chordata, Actinopteri, Cypriniformes, Cyprinidae. Gene Ontology annotation, molecular function: RNA binding; poly(A) RNA polymerase activity. Gene Ontology annotation, biological process: mRNA stabilization. The transcript has 2 exons. The record is from RefSeq and is a predicted model, not a curated record. The coding region runs from base 257 to 1441 and encodes 394 amino acids.
AGUAUUACAGUAAUACUUAAGGCUUCUCUCGGUCGUUCGUGGAUUGGGAAUAGUGAAUCACGAGCGCAGCUGGAUGACUUUACAAACCGUGUCGAUCUAUAAGCUAUAUACCUGAUAUCGAGUGCAACUGUGAAAUAACUCAAAUUUUCACAAACGACUUUGCGUUGGAAAUUCAUCCGUUUUGACAGGCAGCGAUAUCUGUGCGGGAGUAGACCAGAAGUUUUGCCUUUUUAAGCUGGUUGUUCUUUCCAUCGCCAUGUCCUCCGGUGAUGUGUCGGAGCAGUGUCGGAGCAGGUUUUGCGUGUUAUCUUGGGAGCAGGUGCAACGUUUGGACUCUAUUCUUGGCGAGACGGUUCCAGUUCACGGACGUGGAAACUUCCCGACGCUUUCGGUUCAGCCGCGACAAAUUGUUCAGGUGGUUCGAACACGGUUGGAGGAGCGAGGAAUCACCGUUCGAGAUGUGCGACUGAACGGCUCGGCUGCCAGUCACGUUCUGCACCAGGACACGGGGCUCGGAUACAAAGACUUGGACCUGAUUUUUGGAGUUUCUCUGUCAGAUAACCAAGCCUUCCGCGUGGUCAAGGAUGUGGUUCUCGACAGCCUGCUGGACUUCCUCCCCGAGGGUGUCAGCAAGGAGAGAAUCUCAGCACUUACUCUGAAGGAGGCUUACGUACAGAAGUUAGUGAAGGUUUGCAACGACAACGACCGCUGGAGCCUCAUCUCGCUCUCCAACAACACCGGCAAGAAUGUUGAGCUUAAGUUUGUGGACUCUCUCAGGCGCCAGUUUGAGUUCAGCGUGGACUCCUUCCAGAUAGUCUUGGACUCCCUUCUUCUGUUUGACCGCUGUUCAGAGACACCCAUGUCGGAGUCCUUUCACCCGACGGUGUUGGGCGAGAGCAUGUACGGGGACUUCGAGGAAGCGCUCGGCCAUCUUUGCAACAAGGUCAUUGCAACGAGAAACCCAGAGGAGAUCCGAGGAGGCGGGCUUUUAAAAUACUCCCACCUUUUGGUUCGAGGGUUUCAGCCGACCUCAGAAACAGAGAUGAAAUCGCUCCAGCGAUACAUGUGCUCUCGGUUCUUCAUUGACUUUCCGGACAUAGGGGAACAGCAGCGAAAGCUGGAGGCGUACCUGCAGAAUCACUUUGCUGGAAUGGAGCACAAACGGUAUGAUUGUCUGGUCACGUUAUACCACGUGGUCAAUGAGAGUACAGUGUGCUUGAUGGGACACGAACGACGGCAGACAUUAAAUCUUAUUUCUAUGCUUGCACUGAGGGUGCUUGCCGAACAGAACGCCAUCCCCACAGUUACCAACGUCACAUGCUAUUACCAGCCGGCAGCUUACGUGCGAGACAUCAACUUCAAUAACUACUACAUCGCUCACGUGCAGCCGCUGGUGCACACCUGCAGUAGUUCCUACCCAACGUGGCUGCCCUGCAACUGACCCUGAGGACCUCUGAUAAAAAUCAAUUUCCCAUGCGGUGAAGACGAUAUGCAAGCAAGUGAAUAUAUAAACUGUUUUUCUGCAAACACAAAAAUGGAUGUUUAGGAGGAGAUUUUCCAAACAAUGGCAAUUGUUUUUAUGUUAAAUGUGAGGUAUAUAGAACGACUGCUCACUGCUGUAUGUCUGAUUUGAGCCGAUCCUUACAUAUUCUGUUCUGCAGAGUGGAUGAAGAUCUUUUUCACAUGUAGCAGGAAAAAAAAAUGUAUUCUCUAAACUCAUUAUAGAUUUGCAGGUUAUGUAAGUGGGGAAAGAAGGCUGCAUUCUGCGUUGUGAAGCUAUAUAUGUUUUUUUUUUCUUUUAUUGCCAGACUGUGGUUUCAAUCAACCUCUCUUUUGCUUGGUUUUUUAAGGACCAAAGAUAUUUUAUUUUCGUUGUUCAAAAAGAAAGGAAUGUUUGCUGUUGUAAUUCCAAGUGCCUAAAAACAUUGUACAAAAAAAGAAAAGUGAGACCUGUGCUUUCUAAAACCAUUUUUCUGUCUCCGUGUUAAUUGUAAAACUCUAUUUUCAGGGAUGGAGGCAUGUAUUUCCAUGUGAUUAAAAAAAGCACAAAACCUA